Polychytrium aggregatum is the source of this 2222-nucleotide messenger RNA. Its product is annotated as FERM central domain-containing protein. Gene Ontology annotation, cellular component: cytoskeleton; plasma membrane. Lineage: Eukaryota; Fungi; Chytridiomycota; Chytridiomycetes; Polychytriales. The transcript has 8 exons. The record is from RefSeq and is a predicted model, not a curated record. The coding region runs from base 1 to 2046 and encodes 681 amino acids.
AUGUCGUCCCCAAACACUCGACGCCAGCCGACGAACCAGGCCGUCGAGCUCUCGCCUGAUGGUGCGGGCGCAUCUGCCCAAGGCUCCCAAGGUGCAGCCGCAGAGUGGAGACCGCCGCUCCAGAGACACACUCUACCUGGCGGCGUCAUCGCCUUUGUCACCGUGCGAGUACGGAUUAUGGACGGCGACAGCGAACAUGACUAUAUCACCAAGUUCCCAGGGGACCAAACCCUCUACGUGCAGAUGAUAUUGGAUGCCGUCGCCGCCCGAGUGAACAUAUCUCCGGAAAACAAGUCGCUUUUCGGACUGUGGGUAGUCGGCCGCGAUUUAGAGCUACAGCUCCGCCCCAAGAUGGACAUAUUUGAACUGAUGUUCCGGUGGACGAUGUGGACGGAGAAAUACACACACUACCCGGAAUGUGGCGUCCCGCAGCAUCCGAUCAAUCGUCACUGGUUUGUCUAUCGACGAGAGAUCAGCAUCACCAAGCAGAUCGAGUCGACUGUGACGGAGGAAGCGUGUAUUCGACUACUCUAUGGCGAGGCUAAACGGAACGUCCUGACAGGCCGAUUCCCGUGCACCGUGCAAGAGGCAAUCCAGUUGGCCGGUAUCCAGCUACAGAUUAUGCAGGGCGACUCUGAUCCUGAGCGCCACCCGUAUGGAUAUCUGACCCAAAAUGACACUUGGAAGCAAAUCAUUCCGUUCCAACAUCACCGAGCCAUGGGCCACUCCAAGUGGGAGGCGCAUAUCGGCACCGAAUACGCCAAGCACAAAGGAAACUCCGUCAUGGAUGGCCAGCUCAAGUACUUGGCAGUGGUGCGCAAAUGGCCGGCAUACGGCUGUGCGUUCUUCCCGGUUUCCCAGGAAGUACCACCGUUUGGCUUUUUCGAGUUCCGAAUCCAGAGAUGGCUCAUUGGGAUAUCGUCUGAGCAUCUGGUCGUCAUUGACAAGGACAAAUCGAAAUAUGUCCUGGUCGAGUCCGUCAACGACCUCAAAUGGAAAUACUCUCCUGACACAGUGGUUUUCCACUACAUGCGAGAUGGCACUGUGCAUCAACUUCGGGUGGUGUCCCCGCAAUCCGCUCUCGUCCACAACGUGGCCCUCAGGAUGAAGUACCUCCACAAGAAACGCGAGAUCGGGAUGGUCUCAGCGAUUUCUGGAGAGCCCGCGAGUGCUCGGGCUCCUUCUGCAGUAGCAUCGACGUCUAUGGGUAUGCCUAUGCCUAUGCCUAUGCCGAUGGCGACUCCAAGACAGGCCGCGGCGCCAGCAUCCGAAACCACUCCAAAGUUCGUUGCCAUCUACGAAGCCGCAAAGACUGCCGUGCCUCCCUCGCCGCAGCCCGAUUCCAAUCGAUCGGCCCGAAACGCAUACCCCAUGUCACCUGUACCUGCACCUCCGCCGCUCUAUACUACUGGCGAGCGACCCGGCCAUGAGCGGUCGCCGACGGCACCGUCGACCCUGGAUCGCACGCCAACCACACCGAGUGCUCUUCCGCCAGACGAGUUUGUCAGCUCGCCGUAUGUGGCCACGAGACGCAAGGCCAAGGCCAAAUCAAUGACUCCCGCUAAUGCCCAGCCUUCAGAAACAGCGCUGCCGCUGCUGCCGUCGGAGACCUCGAGCAGCUUCCUCUUGGACGGCCCUCUCAGGGCCGAGGCUGGCACUGCUCCGCAUUCGCCGCAAGUGCCAAGGAGUAGCAACAACCGGCCGCUCUCAAUUGAAUCCGGCAGCUCCUCCGCCGACGAAGUCGACCCCUUUGCGCCAGCGCGACCGGAUGAUCGGCAAGGCUCUGGUCAAGCAGGCCAGCUGGGAAUCCCAUCGACAGGCCCACAGGGCCGCAGCCGAGCACGCUCCAUCGGCGAGCCGCACAAACUGAGUCUCCUGACCUCAUCACCGGCUGUGAGCCGAUCGCCAUCCAUUCGACGACCCGGAGCUCUUAUCUCGGCAGCAUUCAAGCAGCCUUCUUUCCGACGAGCCAAUCAGGACGAGCUCGAGUUCACCAUGAUGGGACCAGUCAGCCAGAUCGACGACGGCCAAGACCAUCCGAUGUGAGCGUGUUCGAUUGUGGCCAAGGGAGCCGGUGCCAGGCAACGGGAACAUGGGAUAGCCAUUUACCAGCCAGCCAAGCUGGGCCCAGUGGAUUGGGCCUUUUCGGCUGUCUGUGUGAGCAGCUGCGGUUUACAAUAUCGAGGGUGGGUGUGAGUAGCAGACGCAAUAAACGCUACGAG